CUGCUUUGUGACGUUCUAUACGAGACGCGCCGCCCUGAAAGCCCAGGAUGCUUUGCAUAAUGUUAAGACGCUGAAUGGGAUGUAUCAUCCCAUUCAAAUGAAGCCUGCCGACAGCGAGAAUCGCAAUGAACGUAAACUGUUUGUGGGAAUGCUAAAUAAGAAGCUGAACGAGAACGACGUUCGUAAGCUAUUUGAAGUCCACGGAGCCAUCGAAGAGUGCACCGUCCUCCGGGAUCCAAACGGCCUGAGCAAAGGCUGUGCCUUCGUUACAUUCGCCACCAAACACGCCGCCAUUUCGGCCAUUAAAGUGACUCUCAGCCAGACAAAGAUCAUGGAGGGCUGCACAUCACCGCUGGUGGUCAAGUUCGCCGAUACUCAAAAGGAGAAGGAACAGAAGAAAAUUCAGCAGAUUCAGGCAAAUCUAUGGAAUUUGGCAACCAAUAUAAAUAUACCUUUGGGACAAACAGCUACCACCGUUACCACGCCCAUUCUGCCCAAUCCGCCGCAGCAGGCAUCCCCAGUUUUGGGCGCCGAUGCCAUUACACCGGCAUCCAUACAACUUCUACAGCAAUUGCAGGCCGUGGGAUUGCAGCAACAGUUGCUGCAAGCACUGACUGGUUUGGGAGCCGCACAGCAGGGCAGCUCUUCGGCUGACACAAGUGCCGCAGCUGCCGCCGGUCUAUUGACUCCAAUGACCGUUCAAAAUCUGGCUGCCAUUGCCAUGACGCAGCCAAAUCUCACAAAUGCCGCAGCUGCAGCAGCCGCUGCCACAUCACCGGGAAGUGCCCAAUUGACCAACACUGCCGCUUUGCUCUGGUCCGAUCCAAAUCCAUUGGCAUCGGCAUAUAUGUCAACGGCCGCCGGUUUGCCGCAAUUCGGGAACGCAAGUGCAUUGUCCACCUCGCCACUGGCCAGCGUUGCCCUCAGUGCCGCAGCUGCCGCAGCUGCGGGCAAGCAGAUUGAAGGUGAGUCACUAUAAUAAACAUGCACUGAG
Messenger RNA from Drosophila serrata, 994 nucleotides. It is a transcript of the gene bru1, whose product is annotated as bruno 1. The record is from RefSeq and is a predicted model, not a curated record. Gene Ontology annotation, molecular function: RNA binding. NCBI's taxonomy places the organism in Eukaryota, Metazoa, Arthropoda, Insecta, Diptera, Drosophilidae.